CCUCCUGAAGGAUGCUGGAGGCUGGAACGUUCUUAUCGGGCAGCAAACUGCCUUCCAUAUCCUAGACCAAGCUCUCCCCACCUCCCGUAUCCUACGAAUCUUGCCGCUUUUUGAGCUGCGCUGUGGUUUCUGUGGACUAACGAAUCACCCUGCAUAUCCUGCUGGGUCAGGAGUCUUGACCGGUUAUGGUGAGGUGGUUUCAUCCGAACAUCAGUGGAAUUGAGGCAGAGAAGCUGCUCCUGACCAGGGGGGUCCAUGGCAGCUUUCUGGCUCGCCCCAGUAAGAGCAACCCAGGAGACUUCACUCUCUCUGUCAGGAGAAACGAUGAGGUGACACACAUUAAGAUCCAGAACACAGGGGAUUACUAUGACCUGUACGGAGGGGAGAAGUUUGCCACCCUUGCAGAGCUGGUGCAGUACUACACAGAGCAGCAGGGGCUGCUGAGGGAGAAGAACAGCAAUGUCAUCGAGCUGAAAUACCCUCUGAACUGCCAGGACCCCACCUCAGAGAGGUGGUACCAUGGGCAUCUCACUGGCAAGGAGGCAGAGAAGCUCCUGACAGAGAAGGGGAAACCAGGUAGCUUUCUGGUGCGGGAGAGUCAGAGCAAACCAGGAGACUUUGUAUUGUCUGUGUUGACAAAUGAGGACAAGUUGGAGACUGGGGACCGGAAGCCACAUGUGACCCAUGUGAUGAUCCACUACCAGCCAGAUGGGAAGUAUGAUGUGGGGGGAGGAGAGAGGUUUGACACACUCACAGACCUGGUGGAGCACUACAAGAAAAACCCAAUGGUGGAGAAAUCUGGAGCUGUGGUUCACCUGAAGCAGCCGUUCAAUGCCACACGCAUUAAUGCAGCCAAUAUUGAGAACAGAGUGAAGGAGCUGAACAAAAUGGCAGAUCACAGCGAGAAGGCCAAGCAAGGGUUCUGGGAAGAGUUUGAGAUGCUCCAGCAGCAAGAGUGCAAGCUCCUCUACCCCAGGAAGGAGGGACAGCGGCCAGAGAACAAGGCAAAGAAUCGCUACAAGAACAUCCUUCCCUUUGAUACCACGCGGGUGGCACUCCGAGACGUAGAUGAGAGCGUGCCUGGGUCAGACUACAUCAAUGCCAACUAUAUCAAGAGCAUCCCUGAAGAUGGCAGGAACUCGGAGCACUGCAAGAUCUAUAUAGCCACCCAGGGCUGCCUGCAGACAACAGUGAAUGACUUCUGGGCCAUGGUGUAUCAAGAGAACAGUCACGUCAUUGUCAUGACAACCAAGGAAGUGGAGCGGGGCAGGAACAAAUGUUUCCGUUACUGGCCAGACAAGAGCAGCACCAAGGAGUACGGGUGCAUCUGUGUGCGAAACGUGAGUGAGCGUGAGGCCCAGGGCUACUACCUUCGGGAGCUGGAGAUCUUGCGGACAGACAGGGAUGAGCGUCCCAGACUGGUGAAGCACUAUCAGUAUUUUAGCUGGCCAGACCAUGGGGUGCCCAAUGAACCAGGAGGGGUUUUGAGCUUUCUGGACCAAGUGAAUCGGGCACAGCGAAGCAUUCCAGACACAGGGCCGAUCAUAGUGCACUGCAGUGCUGGAAUAGGACGCACAGGCACCAUCAUAGUGAUAGAUAUUCUGGUGGAUAUUAUUCAUAGGCAAGGUUUGGACUGCGACAUCGACAUCCCCAAAACUAUCCAGAUGGUACGCAGGCAGCGUUCGGGCAUGGUGCAGACAGAGGCACAGUACAAGUUUGUUUACAUGGCUGUUCAGCAGUACAUUGAGGCUGAGCAGAAGCGACUGGAAGAAGAACAGAGGAAUAAAAGGAAGGAGCGAGAUUACUUGAAUAUUGGAUGCUCUCCUAUGGAAAAAGGCAGAGCCAAAGGGCAGCCGCCUUCACCAAGGGCCCAGUCUGUGGUUGAUGAUGAGUCAGCUUCCGUGUACGAGAACGUGAACAUCAAAAGCCCAAAGGUUUCAGGGAUGAGUAACACGGGGCGAUAAAGGAGCCGGAGGUGAGCCGCGUGCAGGCUGUACAGGAUUUACAGUGUUUACGUCCACCCUUUCCAAGUUCUGCCACUGUGGACAAUUUUUUUUUUUUCUUGCCCCAUCUUGCCUUCUCCAAGCACCUUGGAUUCAGCGAGGAAGUAAGAAGCUGACCGCCUCUGAACGAAGCAGAACCUACGCCUUAAGAACACGCCUCGCUCCAACUUAUUCAUGAGAAGGAACUUAUCCUGUUCUCCCCUGUAUUAGUAGGUUGAUAUUUAUGUGGAAGUGCCUCUGGACGUUCAUAGGGCAUCAAGACUCAAUUUUAAUUUUUUUUAAUUUAAGAUUCUUAUUUUUUACACACAAAUUGUUAAAAGGAGUGGAAAUGACUAUUUGCUUAGGAGUGUUCCCAGGGUUGCCCGCUUAGGGCAUUAGUAAAGUGUUAAUACACUUUAGGUCAAUCAUUUCUAAGCUAGAAGUAUUUUUAGACUAAAUCCUAGAGUAACUUUGCUGCCGGUGAAAGUGAGAAAUAGAAAGCAUUGCCUGGACCCAGGUAUUUGCACCUCUGAUUUUUCUCCUCCUCACCCUUUCUUUUGGCUGUUCUAUGCAACUUUUCCAAAGCACACAAGCAAUCCCUGCUGCUGUAGCAUAGCAGAUGAAUCUGCGUGUGCCUGAGAGACUGCUAGCCGCUCUGCGCGUUGGUUUCAUAGCAGAAUUGGGAGAGAGAGGUGAGCAGACCUGGGUCUGAAUGUUUAGGUGGGUCUGAAAUCCCACUUAGCUGGUAGAUGCCUGAAGAGCAGGAAAGCAGCUUCAACUAUGUGCUGUGCUUAGCCACCUCCAGCAAGUAAUAUACCCUAGGAUAUUAGACUGAGCUGAAGUUUUUGAGCCGGGCCCCUCUGAGUUUGAUACAGCUUUAUUAUUGCCUUGCUGCAUGACCCUUUCCCCCUGCAACUGUAUGCCAAGGCAAGUACUGGAUCUGGUGAGUAGGGGUGCUGUAAGAGCACUUACAAUUUGACCAGUGCCGUGAAGAUGAGUGUGUUGCUGAACGGAUUAUUCAAGCUCUGUUGAUAAUUCUUGACUUCUGACUACCAGUGCUUCCUGCUUUUCCAGCCUUCAGGCCUGCAAAUAACUCUGCCAAAGAACCCCCUUUCUGCAGGAUUCAUUGCUUUCUGAAAGCGCUCUCUGCAGGGAGCCUUGGGUCUGAGUGCUGGUGUCCGUACCUCCAGAGCAUGUGGGGGCUCAUGUUAAAGUCAUUCUGGGUCUCUGGAAGUGAAUGGACUUGCUGCCUCUCUGCAUGGUCAGGGGCGUUAGUGCCCAGAGUGCCAGCUCCCAGAGUGCUGAGCAGAAGGGGUAGAACAAAAAACACAAUUACGUACCUUGGCUGUAUUUCCUGGCUGGCAUUCCCAGUCAUUUGUCACAGGGACAGAAAACUGUUUAUUUUUAUUGCACUUUUAAUAAAUGUUGAGUAUUCUCAAGGCUUUUUCCUUUCUUUUCAAGUAGUUUGCUCUUUGGGAAAAUGACUGACUGACAGCUGAUGUGAAUAAUGGGGCAUUCUGAAUGUCUCCCCUCCCCAAAUGUGACUGUUCAAGACCCUGCCUGCCUUUACUUUGAAUCUGCCUUUUGAUUAUGCAGAAGUGAGAGGUUCAGCUGCCGGACAGCUAAACCCUUAACCUUUGUUUCCAAGUACACAGAGCAAGAAGGGGGAGUGCAGAGGGACAACCUCCCAUGAGGAUGCUUUGACAGACUACUAGGAACAGCUGGAAUGGUGAUAACACUUCUGUGGCCCCUAAUUGUCACCAUAUGCAUUAGUUUUUAAUGAAGCUGUUGCACUGAAGAUGUAGAGAAACUUAUUUCUCUCUCUCCUGCCCUUAAGUCUCACCAGUGGGAGUUGAAGGGGUAACCAAGAUGUGUAUGACAAAGCGCUUCAGCUCUACUAGUGUUAAUUUGCUGGACUUGGUCUCGAAUGCACCUAGUGUAAAAUGGAAGUGCCUUCUCUGCCUUAAGCCUCGGUGAGUCACUUAUGCCAAGAACACACUUCAAUUGGUGCUGUGAAGAUACUCUGUGUAGUAGCAAGCACUUGGGAAUGGAAAGGAUAAGAGUGAGAAUCACUGUCAAGGCCAGUGACCUUGGCAGAAGUUGUUACAGUGGCCGGAGUAGCUUCUGCAGACAUGUGGCAGGCAGGUAUUAACCUGCCUGCAGCUGAAUAUCAAAGAUAUUGUAGAUACAGCACAUGCAGCAGCUUUCCAUAAAAGUUUUGCAUAGCCACAGAUUUGCUGGGAAGUGAGAGUGACAGGAAGCAUUUUUCAACCAGCUCAGAAGAAGCAAAAAUGAGCAGUCUUUUUUUGGGUCAAAUCAGGUAAACACAGGGGAAAGUUGCACCUGGGACCACAUAGCCUAGGUGAUAGUAAGUAUGAACUGAAAGGACAAAGCUCUCCACUUGUGAAGGCUUAUACAGUAGUGGGACAGUUGAUGUGCAAGGCUGGAGUACAGAACGUGCCAUCUACUGUAGUUACUAUGAUGCAGGAAUGCAGCUGGAUUCGGGACUGUUAAGUGAAUGCCUCCAACAGCAAAUAAGAGUGGAAAGGGGAAGUAAUUGCUACAAAUUGACACCUUGCAUUAUAUAAAGUG
Molecule: messenger RNA, 4574 nt
Organism: Struthio camelus australis
Lineage: Eukaryota; Metazoa; Chordata; Aves; Struthioniformes; Struthionidae
Product: tyrosine-protein phosphatase non-receptor type 11
Biological process (GO): positive regulation of ERK1 and ERK2 cascade; protein dephosphorylation
Cellular component (GO): cytoplasm
Molecular function (GO): receptor tyrosine kinase binding; cell adhesion molecule binding; non-membrane spanning protein tyrosine phosphatase activity
Source: RefSeq, a predicted model, not a curated record